Messenger RNA from Urocitellus parryii (Arctic ground squirrel), 1416 nucleotides. RefSeq names its product transmembrane protein 70 (gene Tmem70). Gene Ontology annotation, biological process: mitochondrial proton-transporting ATP synthase complex assembly. Gene Ontology annotation, cellular component: mitochondrial membrane. Lineage: Eukaryota; Metazoa; Chordata; Mammalia; Rodentia; Sciuridae. The record is from RefSeq and is a predicted model, not a curated record.
CGCCGGUCGGUCCCGACGCGUUGAGGCGUGCUCGGCGAAGCGAAGUUGCAGUCUGUAAAGAGCAGCAUCUGGUCGCCCCCGGAGCAGUCCGCCGCCAGUUCCCGUCCGCGGGAUGCUGCUGCUAUCAUUGGGCGGCCAGUGGGCGGCCGGGCUGAGGCUUGGCGGGAAGAGGAUGGCAUGGUGGGCGGCUGCCGCGCUCCGAAGGCCCAGUGUGGCGGUCUCGCGAGCGAUCUCCUGCAGCAGGCCCUUGGGGCCGGUCGUCGGCGGGAGCGCGGGGCUGCAAGGAGCCCACCCCCUUCUCCGGCGUCUUGGGCCAGUACAGAUACCUGUUUGUUGGGAUAGGUAUGUUCGAUACUUACAUACACAACCUGACAAAUCAGAAGAUGGAAGGCUGAUUUAUACUGGGAAUCUGGCUCGUGCGGUAUUUGGUGUGAAAUGUUUCUCUUAUUCUACAAGUAUGCUCAGCCUUGCAUUUCUACCAUACAUUUUAGCACAAAAUAAUAUUAUAUCUGGAAAUCUGCCUUUGCAAAUCUUAUUUUAUGGCAUCAUAGGAAGCUUUACAGUGAUCACUCCAGUGCUGCUUCACUUUGUUACAAAAGGCUAUGUUAUUCGGCUAUACCAUGAGGCCACGACGGACACUUACAAAGCCAUUACUUACAGCGUCGUGCUUUCAGAAAAGAGUACGGUAUUUCACCAGAAUGAUGUGAAGAUUCCAGACAGCACACAUCUUUUUACCACAUUUUAUGCUAAAACAAAAUCAUUGUUAGUUAAUCCAGGGCUGUUUCCAAACCCUGAAGACUAUAACCAUCUAAUGGGUUAUGACAAACCAUUCACUUUUGACACAGAAGAAACCAAUGAAAAGAAGCAGUUUGAGGAUGAGAAAUGAGCUUGUUGUUUGUUUUUAUGUUUGUGCUUAAGUGUGAUUUUUGUUUCAUUGUAUGAUAAGAUUGUCUUUACUUUUGUGUUGUUAGUGAUUAUUAAAAAUAAUUUAGAACUAUCAGAUUCUAAUUUUCAGAKAAUGAUGUUCCUUUAUAAUAAAAUAAGCUAUGUUUGUUAAAACAAAGCAGAGUAUCAUUUUUGUUUUAAAAAGUGUGAAUAUUUGUUGGAUAUGGUGGUGCACUCCUGUAAUCCUAGUUACUCUGGAGGCUUAGAUAGAAGGAUCAUAAGUAUAAAGCCAGCCUAGGCAAUUUAGUAACAGAAUGUUUAAAAAGAGAGAGACUGGGGAUAUAGCUCAAUCGUAGACUGUCCCUGGGUCCAGUCCCCAGUAAUGGAGGGAAAAAUGUGAAUAUUUAUGUACCUAUUGAUGUAUACAUGGAUCAUAUGUGGUUGCCUCUAAAUGGGGAAUCAGAUGUCAAAAGCAAUAAGGAGAGAGAUUUUUCUUGUGGUUGGAAUUUUUAAUUAUAUGAAUAUUUUUUU